AUCUCGCUCGUUCCCUCCAUCUUCUCGACUCGAGCCUCUACCUAAAGCUUCAACGGUUUGACCAGCUCAAAGCUUAGGGAGAGAUAGAAGCCGGCACAAGCAAAACCACCAAACGCACACCGGAUCAAAAACACACACAAGAAGAAAAGGAGAUCAAGCUAGAAGCAGAGCAGGAGGAAGGGAGAUGGACGUGAAGCGGGCGCGGAGCCCUCGGGCUCCGGCCGACGGCGACGACGACAAGAGGAGGCCGGCCGCCGGGUGGCGCGGCGCCGUCCGGCCGGAGAUGGUGCUGCUCGGCUUCCUCAUCACUCUGCCCUUCCUCGCCUUCGCCUUUGGCGGCCACUGGAGCGCCUUCCCCUCUGUAGCUUCUUCUUCCUCCUCCAUCCCCAAGGUCGGUCGCCAUGCUGUGCCCCGCGCCGGCCCAGCCACGCCCAAAAGAACCGUCGUCGCUCCUCCGAAAAAUGUCUCCGCGGCGCCAACAAUCACAUCCCCAUCGCCGCCGUCCCAAGGCAAGCUCCUCGGCGGAUUACUCUCCGCGGCAUUCGACGAAUCCUCAUGCCAAAGCCGGUACAAAUCAUCUCUCUACCGAAAGCCCUCCCCUUUCAAGCUCUCCCCGUACCUGGUGCAGAAGCUGCGGAAGUACGAGGCGUACCACAAGCGGUGCGGCCCGGGCACCAAGAGCUACCGGAAAGCCAUCGCGCAGCUCGCGGCAGGGCGCAACGUGGACGGGGGGAAAUCCCGGUGCAAGUACGUGGUGUGGUUCCCCUGCAACGGGCUCGGGAACCGGAUGCUCACCAUCGCCUCCACUUUCCUCUACGCGCUGCUCUCCGACCGGGUCCUGCUCAUGAGCGUGCCGCAGGAGCAGGAAGGACUCUUCUGCGAGCCGUUCCCGGGCACCUCCUGGGUUCUCCCGGGGGGUUUCCCGCAGGGCAACCCCCAGAAGCUCCACGUCGGCGCCCCGGAGAGCUACGUCAACAUGCUGAAGAACGGCGUCAUCCGCAGCGGCAAACAACCGGCCUCGACGUCGCUGCCGCCGUACGUGUACCUCCACGUGGAACAGACCCACCUGAGGCUGUCGGACAACAUCUUCUGCGACGACGACCAGGCGUUGCUCGGCAAGUUCAGCUGGAUGUUGCUGAAAUCCGACAGCUACUUCGCGCCGGCGCUGUUCCUGACCCCCAUGUACGAGAAGGAGCUGGCGAGGAUGUUCCCGGAGAAAGAGUCCGUGUUCCAUCACCUGGGAAGGUACCUCUUCCACCCGACGAACAAAGUGUGGGGGAUCGUCAGCAGGUACUACGAGGCGUACCUUGCUAGAGUGGACGACAAGAUCGGGUUCCAGAUCAGGAUCUUCCCGGAGAAGCCGGUGAAGUUCGAGAACAUGUAUGAUCAACUCGUCAGGUGCAUCAAGGAGCAGCGGCUGUUGCCGGAGCUCGGCACAGCGGAGCCGGCAGCGAACACGACGGACGCAGGGAAGAAGAAGAAGAAGAAGGUGAAGGCCGUGCUGAUCGCGUCGCUCUACUCGGGAUACUACGAGAAGAUCCGGGGGAUGUACUACGAGAACCCGACCAAGACGGGGGAGAUCGUGGCCGUGUACCAGCCGAGCCACGAGGAGCAGCAGCAGUACACGUCCAACGAGCACAACCAGAAGGCGCUGGCGGAGAUCUACCUGCUCAGCUACUGCGACAAGAUCGCCAUGAGCGCCUGGUCCACGUUCGGGUACGUGGCUUACGGAUUCGCGGGGGUCAAGCCGUGGAUCCUGCUCCGCCCGGACUGGGACAAGGAGGUGUCCGCGAUCGCCUGCGUCCGGUCCACGUCCGUCGAGCCCUGCCUGCACUCGCCGCCCAUCCUAGGGUGCAGGGCCAAGAAAGAUGUCGACGUAGCCGCCGUCAAGCCGUACGUCCGGCACUGCGAGGAUGUGGGCUUCGGUCUCAAGCUGUUCGACACCUAACCAGGAGCGUCGUGUUCAGUUCGGUUCGAUUUCACGUUCAGGAAAUUGCGUGAUUACGCUCUUUUUUUCCUCCCUCCCUGGGCCUAUAUGUGCACGUUUCUUUACUGCAUUCAAAUUCGUUCGUUGUAAAAAUAAUUCGGGUAUAUGUGUAGGAAUACAUAGAUCGCAACUGCGUAGUACCAGUACUUCCUCCGUCUCAUAUUAAGUGACUCAAAUUUGUCCAAAUAUGGAUGUAUGUACACCUAAAAAACGUCUAGAUAGAUACAUGUAAUAGGAUAUCACUUGAUAUGGGACGGAGUGAGUACUAUUUACCAUCCGAUUGUAGCAGCUGGGGGAAAAAACAGUGUUGUUGGAAGGGGAUUUGGUCA
Molecule: messenger RNA, 2316 nt
Organism: Brachypodium distachyon (stiff brome)
Lineage: Eukaryota; Viridiplantae; Streptophyta; Magnoliopsida; Poales; Poaceae
Product: probable fucosyltransferase 7
Exons: 2
Coding region: 185-1948 (587 amino acids)
Biological process (GO): xyloglucan biosynthetic process; cell wall biogenesis
Cellular component (GO): membrane; Golgi apparatus
Molecular function (GO): galactoside 2-alpha-L-fucosyltransferase activity
Source: RefSeq, a predicted model, not a curated record